UUGGAGGAGGCAUUGUUGUGGAAGAUCAGCCAGAUGUGAGCGCAGUAUUGUCUGCCUACAAUCAACAGGGGGACCCAACACUAUAUGAGGAGUACUACAGUGGAUUAAAACACUUCAUUGAGUGUUCCCUAGACUGUCAUCGGGCGGAACUGUCUCAGCUGUUUUAUCCUCUCUUUGUGCACAUGUACUUGGAAUUGGUCUACAAUCAACAUGAGAGUGAAGCAAAGUCUUUUUUUGAAAGAUUUCAUGGGGAUCAGGAGUGCUAUUACCAGGAUGACCUGCGUGUAUUAUCUAGCUUAACCAAAAAAGAACAUAUGAAAGGUAACGAGACCAUGCUGGAUUUCCGAACAAGCAAGUUUGUGCUGCGUAUUUCCCGUGACUCUUACCAACUCUUGAAGAGGCAUCUUCAGGAAAAGCAGAACAACCAGAUCUGGAACAUUGUUCAGGAACAUCUUUACAUUGAUAUCUUUGAUGGAAUGCCUCGCAGUAAACAACAGAUAGAUGCUAUGGUUGGAAGCUUGGCUGGGGAGGCAAAACGAGAGGCUAAUAAAGCAAAGGUUUUCUUUGGCUUAUUGAAAGAACCAGAGUUUGAUGUGCCUUUGGAUGAUGAAGAUGAAGAAGGAGAAAAUGAAGAAGGAAAGCCAAAGAAGAAAAAACCUAAAAAAGAUAGCGUAGGGUCAAAAAGUAAAAAACAAGACCCUAAUGCUCCUCCUCAAAACAGAAUUCCUCUGCCUGAACUAAAAGACUCUGACAAGCUGGAUAAAGUAAUGAAUAUGAAGGAAGCUGCAAGGCGUGUGCGUCUUGGCCCAGAGUGCCUGCCCUCCAUCUGUUUCUACACGUUCCUUAAUGCUUACCAGGGUCUGACUGCAGUGGAUAUUACAGAUGACUCUAGCAUGAUUGUAGGAGGCUUUGCUGACUCUACUGUCAGAGUGUGGUCCGUGACUCCCAAAAAACUACGUAGUGUGAAAACAGCAGCAGACCUCAGUCUCAUUGACAAAGAAUCAGACGAUGUCUUGGAGAGGAUCAUGGAUGAGAAAACAGCAAGUGAGUUGAAGAUUUUAUAUGGUCACAGUGGACCUGUCUAUGGCACCAGCUUCAGUCCUGAUAGGAACUAUCUGUUGUCCUGUUCUGAGGAUGGCACUGUCAGAUUGUGGAGUCUCCAAACGUUCACAUGUUUGGUGGGAUAUAAAGGACAUAACUAUCCAGUAUGGGAUACACAAUUCUCUCCUUAUGGUUAUUACUUUGUGUCAGGGGGACAUGACAGAGUGGCUCGUCUGUGGGCAACGGAUCACUACCAGCCUUUACGGAUAUUUGCUGGCCAUCUUGCUGAUGUGACGUGUACCCGAUUUCAUCCAAACUCUAACUAUAUUGCCACGGGCUCAGCAGACAGGACUGUACGGCUCUGGGAUGUUUUGAAUGGGAAUUGUGUAAGAAUAUUCACUGGACAUAAGGGACCAAUUCAUUCAUUGGCAUUUUCUCCCAAUGGACGAUUCCUGGCUACUGGAGCAACAGAUGGAAGGGUGCUGCUCUGGGAUAUUGGACAUGGAUUGAUGGUUGGAGAAUUGAAAGGGCACACUGACACUAUCUAUGCACUCAGAUUCAGUAGAGAUGGGGAGAUCUUAGCAUCAGGUUCAAUGGAUAACACAGUUCGUCUGUGGGAUGCUGUGAAAGCAUUUGAAGAUUUAGAAACCGAUGACUUUACUACAGCCACUGGACAUAUAAACUUGCCUGAAAACUCACAGGACUUGUUACUAGGUACAUACAUGACCAAAUCAACCCCGGUUGUACACCUCCAUUUUACACGCAGAAACUUGCUGCUGGCUGCAGGAGCCUACAGUUCGCAGUAAAUCGGGAAGCUGUAAGACUGACUGUGCCAAGUGAUUGCAGUAGUGACCUCAGGAUGUGAGACGAGGAGGAAUGUCUUGUACAGGUGGACCUGUUCUGUUGCAGGGAAAAUGAAACUAUGUAAACUAAUGCGAGCAGUUCUAUUUCAUAUUUAUCCACAGUUUGGAAAUGCUGGAGAUUGACGAGACAUCAUGGCUGUAAAAGAAGGAAUUGUUCAUGGUGCUUUUGAUA
Phaethon lepturus (White-tailed tropicbird) is the source of this 2076-nucleotide messenger RNA. It is a transcript of the gene TAF5, whose product is annotated as TAF5 RNA polymerase II, TATA box binding protein (TBP)-associated factor, 100kDa. The transcript has 10 exons. Lineage: Eukaryota; Metazoa; Chordata; Aves; Phaethontiformes; Phaethontidae. Gene Ontology annotation, molecular function: RNA polymerase II general transcription initiation factor activity; protein binding. The annotation marks the transcript as partial. Gene Ontology annotation, cellular component: transcription factor TFIID complex. The record is from RefSeq and is a predicted model, not a curated record. Gene Ontology annotation, biological process: transcription initiation at RNA polymerase II promoter.